AUCGUUUGGAUUUGGGUAGAAGGGCAGUUUAUUUCCUGAUAGCGGUUUGCUAUCUAUGUUAUUGAUCUACUGUUAGCUAGGUAGGUAAUAUUACAUGUUCUUAGCUAUCAGCGUUCAGGUAAGCAUUCUGCCGUAUAUUUUACUCUCUGAAAGUCGGAAAUCUUCACUAUCGUGUAUCGCACAACAGUUUAUAUGUUAUUCACGUAACGGUUGUGAUGUCGCUAAACUAGCUAGUUAGCCAACAUAUUAAUGUCUUUAUUGAAUAGGCUAGCUAAAGUAACUGAAUAGUUAUCUGAUCAAGCUGGACAUUCCAACGGGCUGUAAAAAAACAUACAGUUAGCUAUCAAGUGUCUAACGUUACCUAGCUAACCCUACUGGGCUAACUGUUAAGUAUCAACAUGCAUGCAAGCAUCAUGCAUUCCAUUGCAUGGUUAAUUGAUCUCCAUAAGCUAGUUAGCUAGACAAACAAGAGCCUGCCUCAACAUGACCAGUGCCAUGUUCCUUCUUUACUUUAGAUGUUUUACUAGGUUUUGUGAAACCAUAGAGUCAGCUGUAACGUUAGACAUGGGGGAGCCCAAGACGCCCAAAUUUGGGUCCAUAGAAGAAGGGCUGAGUUUCUGGAAGGAGCAGUCAGACAAACACCAGCAAAGGGCUGAGGAGGCACAGGAGGAGUUGCAGGAGUUCCAGCAAAUGAGUAGGGACUAUGAGGCGGAGCUGGAGACUGAGCUGAAGCAGUGUGAAGCACGGAACAGAGAACUACUGUCCAACAACAACCGGCUACGCAUGGAACUGGAGAACAUCCAGGAGAAGUACGAGGCGCAGCACUCUGAAGCGUUUAGGCAGAUCUCAAUGUUGGAGGGAGACCUGGAAGAGACCACAGCGGUCAAGGACCAACUCCAGAAGUACAUCAGAGAGCUGGAGCAGUCCAACGACGACCUGGAGAGGGCCAAGAGGGCGACCAUCAUGUCCCUGGAGGACUUUGAGCAGAGGAUGAACCACGUGAUCGAGAGGAACGCCUUCCUGGAGAGUGAGCUGGAUGAAAAGGAGAACCUUCUGGAGUCUGUCCAGAGACUAAAGGAUGAGGCCAGAGAUUUACGACAGGAGCUAGCUGUACAGCAGGUCCAGGAGCGACGCCCCCCCAGUAGCCUCUCUAAAGAGAAAGACAGGACCGAAUCAUCGUCACGCUCCACCAUACCGACCACCCCCUCCAAACCACUUGGUACAUUCCCAGGAACCCCAGCCUCAAGCAUUCGUCGAGGGGAUAACCUAACAGGAACUCCCCUGACUACGUCGGCUCGCAUAUCUGCACUCAACAUCGUCGGGGAGCUCCUAAGAAAAGUCGGGAACCUGGAGUCCAAGUUGGCGUCUUGUCGAGACUUAGUAUACGACACGUCGCCGAAAAGGCCAGCUCUUCCGUCAUGUCCCGGUACCCCCUCUGCUAUAGAGGGGGGCACAGAGAUCCAGGCCUGCAGCAUGAGCCCUCCACACUACGACAGUUUGGUGAAGCGGUUAGAGUUUGGACCUGCGCCUCCUCGGGGGGUCUCCUCCCACUCCCAUGGCUCCCAGUCACCAUCGGGGGGAGUCAAGAUCCUGCUAUGAAACGAGGGCCUCCCCUGCCCCCCUCCACACCCCUGCACCAGACAUCAGUAGGGCUUUAAACUGUGUCCCCCUCUCACUACACUACCAGCUGAACAUCCUCCCCCCUCAGUCAAACUACGAACCAGGAAGCCGCUCCCUCUAUGAACUUAUUUGCUGCAUGGACUCUGCUAAGAAGAACCGCCGCAUCAUGAUGCUACGCUAGUUUUAUUUUAUUAAUGAAUAACAGAAGUGAGGAUUCCUUGACCCCACUGCAUGUCCUCCUGCUGAUCCCUUGACCUCUGAACCCAAGUCCUGCUACUAUGCCACUAACCCCCCCUUACCUCACACCCGGUCCUUCUUGUACCCACAUUCUCUGAUUGGACUCCAUCUUGGAUUCUUGGUGUGCCAACUGUAGCAGAAGAGUGAAGUUGGUCGACAGCUGGUGGUGUUAGCAUUUAGCAUUGCUGCCUUUUAUCAAUAUCACCUCCACAUGUAAGUUUUGCCUAGUCAUGGUUCCUUCUGUGUGUCUAACUCUGAUAUGUCCGUUCGUAGCUAAGCCACAUGUGCUUAGAGGCUAUACAUGUAAAGUGCCCGGAGAUGGUAAGUUAGGCUAGUUUUAACUUUUGGAGAAUGUGUAUUAUUCCUUUCUUUGUGCUGUGUUGUCAUCUGCUGUAAAAGCUAAGGAUGGUAUGAAGUUUGUUAUGGGUACUACUACUUUACAGGUCAAUGGUUUAUUAAUAUACUUUCUUUUAAAGGUAUUCUACCUGCUAACUUAAAAGUAUUAUCUGUGAGAAAUGCACAGACUAGCUAGCCAAUACCCGGUCAUGCAUUUGCAGAAUGUUUUAUAAGGUAGGCAAGAUAUAGGAACAGAGAAAGUACAUCGAGUUAAAACUUCUGAGAAUCUAAAAUGUAAUCUAGGUCUUUGGCAAAGACAUUUCUUUGUUACCACAGUUGAUAAAGUUGCCAUUUCGUCAGUGUUUAAGUUUUAGAUUUUUUUUCUCUCCAUUUGUAGUUUGUUUUUUAAUGAGUUGGAGAGUUAGGGGGCACCACUGCACUGCUGAAUGUAUAGAAUCUAUAUUACAAAUGUUUCUAAUAGGAAGUGGCCUAAAGCCAGCUUUGGUUCAGUUUGAGCAGGACAGUCAACCCAGAAUUCCUGUCAAAAGACUGAUCUUUUAUCAGAUCAGGGAGCUAUCAAAGAUGACAAAAUAGCAAUAAUAGAUUUGACAGACUAGAGUUUGAUUUUACAGAAUAGGGUUUUGAGAUAAAGCACAGUUCAUACUACAUUUCCAAAACCAUUAUAGAUGAUGCCUUGGUUACUGUUAAUGCUGGACAUAUGAGUUCUGGUGGAUAUGUGAAUUCAUUACGUACUGUUUAAAAUAUUAUGUUUUAGCCUUUUAUGUCUUUCCAAUGAGGAGCAAUAGCCCGAUAUCACCACUCAACAGAUGGAACGUUUGUACUUACUAACAAUGUGAAUAUAUCAUUGGUUUCAUCCAUAUGUGCUUUAUUCAAUUGUGUAUGAACUAAGGACCAGGAAGUACCGUUUGUAGAGCUUCUUUUACAACUGUACAUGCAACCGUUUGUGGGUGUGUUACUAACAUACUAACUUCUGUCUGGAUUUACAUUGAAAUGUAUGCACCUGAGGUGCUCGACCUGUUGGUUUGCAAUCCUUUUUGUAUCAAAUUGAACACAUAAAAUGGACAUUCUAAACAUG
Messenger RNA from Salmo salar (Atlantic salmon), 3289 nucleotides. RefSeq names its product nuclear distribution protein nudE homolog 1. NCBI's taxonomy places the organism in Eukaryota, Metazoa, Chordata, Actinopteri, Salmoniformes, Salmonidae. The record is from RefSeq and is a predicted model, not a curated record. Gene Ontology annotation, molecular function: microtubule binding. Gene Ontology annotation, biological process: mitotic centrosome separation; establishment of mitotic spindle orientation; cell migration. Gene Ontology annotation, cellular component: kinetochore; kinesin complex; centrosome.